This is a messenger RNA of Micropterus salmoides (largemouth bass), 1951 nucleotides long. RefSeq names its product E3 ubiquitin-protein ligase RNF115-like. Lineage: Eukaryota; Metazoa; Chordata; Actinopteri; Centrarchiformes; Centrarchidae. The coding region runs from base 390 to 872 and encodes 160 amino acids. The transcript has 5 exons. The record is from RefSeq and is a predicted model, not a curated record.
CAUAGAUAAUGUUUUGGCCAUGCCUCUGUAUUGUUCCCUUGUUGUUUCCCAGUUAGUCUCUCCGUGUCAGCUAGAGGAGAUACCGGUAGACCAGACCGCUCACCUGCUGUGGAGGGGGGAGUAAUUGACCAGUUCAGCUUCAGUCUUCUUUACCCUCCUCUUGGCUCUCUUCUCCGCCUUGCAUACACCCAUUUAUAAUAACAGUGGCAUUUAUGCUCUUACAAUCCCAACUGUUCUUCUUUUUGAUGACAGUAUAUUUCUCUCUGUGUCUCAGGAUUAUACAACAGUUUCUUGCCAGUCUCUUUGCCAACUCUGGAUUCCCUAGCUUACCUCCCCUCUCAAGGACGGUAUCCUGCACUCUAAUCCAGGGGAUAAUGAAUCCCUGAGGAAUGAGAGGGUUAGAUGCCGUGAUAACACAGUGUAGUUACUGGGUCAGUUGCAGAACACAGGCCCUCCUCCAGCUGAUAGAGAAGAUCUCUCCUCUCCCAUCUGUCAGUAUGAAAUGUGAAUGGCUGCAAGACAAAAUGGAUAAACUGACAGCACGUGUGUCUGAUUGCAGGUUUAGAGACAAAAACUGCUGUGUGCAGUGUCCAGUGCACAGAGAGAACUUCGCAGUGGGAGAGCCAUUCAGACAGCUGCCCUGUAACCACUUCUUUCAUUCAGAAUGGAUAGUACCAUGGCUGGAACUGAGGAGGUGUGCAGUGGCUUUGGACCAGCAACGGACCCCUCGGCAACCGGUCCGGACCACAAGGACCGCGUGGACCACUAGUUCAUAUUUCUACAGACGAGACAGGAGGAUGCUGGGAGAAAAGAGAGGCGGGAAGCUGAACUACCUGGUGAGGUCUGAAAAUGAAUCUGUGUCUGAUAGAUGAUUCCAGCCGUCGUCGUACUUGAAACAAGUUAGCAUAGCAUCGCCCUGACUGAGCAGAACUCCAUUUAGAAAACAAGCGUUUUAAAAGAUGUUUGCUUGUCAUCUUGAAGACAGACCUGACAGAGCAGGAAUUCAUAUGUUCAACAAAUCAGCAUCAUUUUGAUCAGUUUAUUGAAAUGAAAUCACAGCAAAAUGUUUAUUUUGGCUUCAAACCGCUGCAGGAAACCAGAUUAUUGAAUUAGAUCUGAGUGCAUAAACAGCACUUUAAUAACAUAACAUCUUUGAGUCCAACAGAUUACUGUAAGCUUCUGAUUUCCUCUGGUAACAGUUCAUGACCUGUGUACUGGAACAUAAUGACUGCUAGUAUAUUGUGCUGGAGUCUACUGGUCCCUGGGUUGGUUUUACUAUGUUGUCUGUUUUGUGUUGACUUGUACUGACUACAGAUGAAAAACAGCCUUCUGGCUAAAUCUGGCAUAUUUACUGAAAUGUUUCAGCUUCAAUGAAAAAUCCAGCUUUAUCUUUGAGGAAUGAACAGAGAGACGAGAAAAACCAGAACCUGGAGGAAAGAGACUAAAGAAGUGGAGUUUCUGCUGAGUUCUGAGAUCAACGUCUGAAGGACUCGGUACGCUUCAAACAAACUAGAUCACGUGACGUCUGUUUAUACCUGCUCCAAAUGUCAACGCUGGAAGACAAAGAUCACAGAGUCCAGAUGUUUCAGAGGCCUGAACCAGGUCCACUGGAGGCCUCUGGGUUUAACUGCUGUGCUUUGAUCCAGUGUGUAGUGAGGAGGAAGAGGCGCUGAAUAAACAGGGACUACAAAAACACUACAGACCACAUUUGUGUUCAGGCUGAACAAACCUUUGUUCUUGUGAAAGUCUGACUGAAUCAAAUCUUAUUGUGUCUUCAUUCUCUGAGUCCAUUUUAACAGCUGGCUGCUUUCUGUUCUGUCACUAAAUGUGUUGCUUUCUGUUUAACUUGCAUCCUGCCAGGGUUGGUGCUGGAAUAAUCUGAGCUGGACACUUGAGACUUGGACUCGAGUCCUUUUCAAUGUUCUCAUUAAAGGAGUCGACACAAAGAGAA